AUGUCUCUCCCAACCCUCACCCUCCGCCGCACCACGAGCUCCCUCCCCAGCACCUCCACCCUCCCCAUAACCUCCAGCAUAACCCAACAAAUCCGCCACGCCACGCUCCUAAAACGUCCCAUCCGUCCCUACACCUUUACGCAACUCAUUACUCUCUCGGAUGGAUCGGCCUACCUUACCCGUUCGACCUCCCCAGCACCAAUUUAUCGCAGUACAAAAGAUACACGGAAUCAUCCUUUAUGGCAACCUUCAUUGGAUUCACUGAGGAAUGUUGAGAAUGAUGAGGCGGGGCGAUUGAGUGCUUUUAGGGAGAGGUUUGGAGGAGGAUGGGAUGGGGAUAUGGAGAAGGCCGAAGGAGAGAAGAAGAUCCUGGCAGGGAAGGGAGAUGUGAAGGAGGAUAUUGUAGAGAAGCCGGCUCCUAUGGACAGUUUGAUGGAUCUGAUUAGUGGAGGAAGUCAAAGGGAUGGUACGAGUAUGAAGGGGGCUGUUAGGACGAAGAGUGGGAAGACUGGUAAAUAG
This is a messenger RNA of Sclerotinia borealis F-4128, 519 nucleotides long. The record is from the annotation of a GenBank genome assembly. NCBI's taxonomy places the organism in Eukaryota, Fungi, Ascomycota, Leotiomycetes, Helotiales, Sclerotiniaceae.